Messenger RNA from Closterium sp. Naga37s-1, 225 nucleotides. NCBI's taxonomy places the organism in Eukaryota, Viridiplantae, Streptophyta, Zygnematophyceae, Desmidiales, Closteriaceae. The record is from the annotation of a GenBank genome assembly.
AUGCCAAAAACUCGCCUCGUGCCGUGUGCUUGUGUGCUCCUACAAACCACCCCGGGUCUUUCCGUUGCCGCUUCCACCGGGCCCGCUCGGUUUCCUCGCAAAAAGCCGCUUCAUCUGAGCCCAAAGCGAGCGGCAGAGGCGACUGCAGAGACCGUGUCUCAAGAGCACCCAGGCCCAGCAGGUUAUCUGCUGUUUCUGUGCAGGCCUCUUAAGGCUUGGAACUGA